AGAACAGUGAUUUAAAUGAAGAAAAACAAAGGUUAUUUGAGUGAAGGAUCAAAGCAACGCCGGGCUUGUUCUGGCUGUGGAAAAUGUGACUGCAGUGGAGUAAAAGGGCAAAAAGGUGAAAGAGGUUUGCCUGGGCUACAAGGUGUGGUUGGAUUUCCUGGAAUGCAAGGACCUGAAGGUCCUCCUGGGGCACCAGGAAUUAAGGGUGAUACUGGAGAACCAGGACUACCAGGAACAAAAGGAACAAGGGGCCCACCCGGUGCAUCGGGAUUUCCAGGAAACCCAGGUCUUCCGGGCAUCCCUGGACAAGAUGGCCCACCAGGUCCACCUGGUAUCCCAGGAUGCAAUGGCACAAAGGGUGAAAUAGGUCCUGUUGGUCCUCCAGGUUUUCCUGGAUUGGUUGGGAUCAUAGGACCUCCAGGACCUCCUGGUAUUAAGGGAGACCCGGGUGAAGUAAUUGGGCAAGUACCAUGGGAUGUGCUAAAAGGUGAAAAAGGUUUUCCUGGCCAGUCUGGACUACCAGGUACACCUGGAUUGCCAGGGCUCCAAGGCCCAAUAGGGCCACCAGGUCCCUCAGGAGUUGAAGGUCCCCCAGGGCCUCCAGGAGAUCGGGGUGAGAAGGGUUAUAUGGGCUUGAGUUUUCAAGGACAAAAAGGUGAUAAGGGUGACCAAGGACCUAUGGGCCCUCCAGGACCACCAGGACCUACUGAGGCAUUCGAAGGGAAAGGGAUCACAGUACAUCAUAUGUAUGGACCGAAAGGUGAAAAAGGUGAAAAAGGUGAUACUGGGCUUUCAGGAGAUAAAGGUGCAGAAAUCAAAGGGGAAAAAGGUGAAACUGGGAAACCUGGAUCACGAGGAAAACCUGGAAAAGAUGGCGAGCAGGGACCAAAAGGAGAACCUGGCAAGGAUGGUGAGUUUGGAUAUCCAGGACGACCUGGUGAACCUGGUCCUAAGGGAGAUAAGGGUGUACAAGGUCUUCCGGGACUUCCAGGAAGAGUAAUAGGUACUGGAACAGUGGAUACUUAUGGUGAAAAAGGAGACAUGGGUCUUACAGGUCCUCCAGGAAUCAAAGGUGAACAAGGUCAAAAAGGCUUGCCAGGUAUAGAAGGAUUACCAGGUCCUCCAGGUUUACCUAGCCCAGGGACAAGAGGUCCUCCAGGAUUCCCUGGUGAGAAAGGUGAAAAGGGUGACCAUGGACUUCCAGGGCUCUCUCUGCCUGGACCAGCUGGAAGAGAUGGUUUACCAGGGUCUCAGGGUUAUCCAGGGCCUCCGGGACCACCAGGCAUAACAAAUGGAAUCCUGGAAUGUCAGCCUGGAGAACCUGGUGAUCGAGGUUUUCCUGGACCUCAAGGGCAACCUGGAUUGACAGGAGAGAGAGGAGAUAAAGGUGAUAAAGGUGAUGGUUGUGCCUUGUGUGAUGGAGCUGGGCUUCCUGGACAACCAGGGCCACAAGGACCACCGGGUCCACCAGGCUUUCCAGGACAGCCAGGUGCCAAAGGAGAGAGGGGUGUUCCUGGUCUCAAUGGUCCUGAAGGAUUUCCUGGACCUCCAGGUACGCGCGGAUUGAUUGGUAGCCCAGGAGCAAAAGGAGAGCCUGGAGACAUUUAUAUUGAUACUAAUCUCAAAGGUGAUAAAGGAGAUCCUGGGUUCCCAGGACAACCAGGCGUUCCUGGAAGAGAAGGAAGGCCAGGAAGAAAUGGCCAGCCAGGUCUCCAGGGCACUAAAGGGGCAUCGGGUACGAUUGGACUUAAAGGAGAACGUGGUCCCCCUGGCUCAGGUGGAUUUCCUGGAGUACGUGGUGAAAGAGGCCAGCCUGGCCUUCCAGGGAUAGGGCCUGCUGGGCCAGCUGGCGACAAAGGAGAUAGAGGCUUUCCAGGAAACCCAGGUGUACCAGGCCUUCCAGGGCUAAAGGGAGAAGCAGGACAAAUCAUUCCUCUGCCUGGUCCCCCAGGGUCAGAUGGCCUCCCAGGGCCACGUGGCUUCCCCGGAGGCCAAGGUGACAGGGGGGAUCCUGGGAUUCCAGGAAGACCUGGACUUUCAGGAGAAAAAGGUGCUACUGGGCAGCCAGGAGUAGGGUUCCCUGGGCCAACUGGCCCAAAAGGUUUUCCGGGUCAGCCGGGUGCAUCAGGUCAGCCCGGGGCAAAAGGGAAUCCUGGCUUUGAUGGUUUACCAGGCACACCAGGUUUACCUGGUCAAAAAGGUGAACCUGGAGUAGGUCUCCCAGGUCCUAAAGGACUGCCAGGCCCACAGGGUCCCUCUGGCAUCCCUGGAGAAAAAGGAAAUGCUGGUUUGCCUGGCUUACGAGGAGAGCAAGGAUUUUCAGGUGUACCUGGUCAACCAGGAAUCCAAGGUGACCCAGGUUCCGCUGGAUUACCAGGUCCACAAGGUGCCCCAGGUGUGCCAGGAAUAGGCCCUCCAGGGCCUCCGGGGCCUGCAGGUGGACCAGGGCCUCAGGGACUAUCAGGAUUUCCUGGAACUAAGGGAGAGAAGGGCUACCCGGGUCUUCCUGGACUAGAUAUGCCAGGACCAAAAGGAGAGAAGGGUAGCUCUGGCCAGGGUGGGCCACCAGGUGUGCCAGGUUUACCUGGCACACCUGGUUUACAAGGAAAAGAAGGAUUUCCAGGCUCUCAAGGCAUCAAAGGAGAAAUGGGAGUCAUGGGAACCCCUGGAAUACCAGGUGCUCCUGGGCCAGUAGGAAAUCCAGGUGUACGGGGUGAAAAAGGUUCUUCAGGUUUUCCAGGUACGUCAGGGGCACGAGGUGAUCCUGGUUUCAAAGGGGAUAAAGGUGAAGCAGGUCUACCAGGAAAGCCAGGAAAAAUGACUGAAGUAGACAUGAACAAUUUGAAAGGCCAAAAAGGAGACCAAGGAGAAAAAGGACAAGAAGGACAAACAGGAGAAAGGGGAAGUCCGGGGGAUUAACCUGCCCUACCUGCCCUCCCAGGACUUCCAGGACGAAAAGGUGAUCAAGGCCCUCCAGGAUACCCAGGAGACCCAGGAUUUCCAGGACCAAAAGGGACAAUUGGAGAAAUGGGUUUGCCAGGAACACCCGGAGAAAAAGGCGUGCCAGGUGUGCCAGGCUUAGCAGGUCAGCCGGGAUUCCCUGGAUUACCAGGUGAAAAGGGAGAAAAAGGAGAGUCAGGUAUUCCAGGGAUUGGCAUUCCAGGUUCUCCGGGUGAGAAGGGAGAACAAGGAAGGCCAGGUGUUCCAGGCUUCUCUGGUGACAAAGGGGCAAAAGGAGUCCCUGGCACUGCAGGAUAUCCAGGCAGUCCAGGGAGCCAGGGAGCAAAGGGUGAAAAAGGACUCUCUGGCUUGGAUGGCAUUCAGGGUUUAAAAGGAGAAUCCGGUGAACCUGGCCCACAAGGUCCUCCUGGGGUCCCUGGACAUAAAGGUGAACCUGGUUACGAUGGAAUCCCAGGUUCGCCUGGACCAAAGGGUGAUCCAGGUGGUCCAGGGAGAGGGCUUCCAGGAUAUCCUGGUGCAAAGGGAGAUAAAGGUACAAAAGGUGAUGUAGGUUUUCCAGGAUCUCCGGGAAUCCCAGGGAUUCCUGGCUCCAAAGGAGAAGCAGGAUCUGUUGGUCCACGGGGUUCUCCAGGCCAACAAGGCUUUCCAGGAUUACCAGGCAGACCAAUGGAAGGUCCUAAAGGAGAUAGAGGACCCCAAGGUCAACCUGGACUUUCAGGUGCACCAGGUCCAGUGGGAUCACCAGGACCUCCAGGACUAGAAGGAGCCAAAGGAGAAAAAGGAAACACAGGUUGGCCAGGAGCACCUGGAAGAAUUGGAAUCAAAGGUGAUCAAGGACUGCAAGGCACUCCUGGUAGUGCUGGUUUUCCAGGAGGUAUUGGUCUAAAGGGUGAUAUGGGACCACCAGGAGUUCCUGGGUUUCAAGGUCCAAAAGGGGCUCCUGGCUUCCCAGGUAUCAAAGGAGAGCAAGGUGACCAAGGUUUUCCUGGCUCUAAAGGUUUACAAGGUCCCCCAGGUCUCCCUGGUCAUUAUGAACUUCUUAAAGGGGAACCAGGUUUACCUGGGCCUGUCGGACCAGUUGGUCUCAAAGGGUUCCCUGGAGUUCCAGGUCCCAAAGGACAACAAGGAGUGACAGGACCCGAGGGUAUACCUGGACAACCUGGUAUUCCAGGGUUUGAUGGCAAACCUGGUCAGAAAGGAGAACCUGGUCCUGCUGGUCCCCCAGGUCCACAAGGAACCAGAGGUCCACCAGGCCCAGAGGGUUUACCAGGGUCAAUGGGCCCACCAGGCACAGCAUCUGUCGCUCAUGGCUUCCUCGUUACCAGACACAGUCAAUCCAUUGAAGAACCAGAAUGCCCACCUGGAACUAAACUGAUGUACUAUGGAUACUCCUUACUUUAUGUACAAGGCAAUGAGAGAGCACAUGGUCAGGAUUUGGGCACAGCAGGGAGCUGUCUUCGUAAAUUUAGCACUAUGCCAUUCUUGUUCUGCAACAUCAAUAAUGUGUGCAACUUUGCAUCGAGAAAUGACUAUUCCUACUGGCUGUCUACGCCUGAGCCCAUGCCAAUGAGUAUGGCUCCUAUCACUGGUGACAAUAUCAGGCCAUUCAUCAGUAGAUGCUCUGUGUGUGAGGCUCCUGCCAUGGUAAUUGCUGUUCACAGCCAAACUGUUCAAAUACCUAUGUGCCCUGAAGGCUGGAUGUCUCUUUGGAUUGGUUACUCCUUUGUAAUGCAUACUAGCGCUGGUGCUGAGGGUUCUGGACAAGCUCUGGCAUCUCCAGGUUCCUGUCUCGAGGAGUUCCGCAGUGCUCCAUUCAUAGAAUGCCAUGGUCGUGGGACUUGUAACUAUUAUGCAAAUGCUUACAGCUUUUGGCUUGCCACUAUAGAGAGAAAUGAGAUGUUCAAGAAACCUACUCCUUCAACUCUGAAAGCAGGAGACCUGCGCUCAAACAUUAGCCGUUGUCAAGUCUGUAUGAGAAGAACAUAAUGACAUUUGAAUUUCAACUAAUGUCACAAUAUGGUGCUAUUUGUUAAACAGCAAUGAAGCCUAGACUUAUAUCAUAUGUACCUCAUUGUUGUCCAAUAUGAAAACAGUAAAGUGCCUUAUAGAAACUUGCAUAACUAACACUCACUGCUUUACUGGCCCUGUACUUGCCGAAGAAGAAAAGAGACAACAAAGAUGAGCUUCAAAUGUUGACAUACCAAAUGGCACUUUUGAUAAAAGAAAUGUUUAUGUAAUGCACUGACAGUAUAAAAAAAAAAAGCCAGAGUUCACUCAAAAAAAUUCAAAGGUGCUAGGAGGUAUGUUGUUAUGCCUUAUAUGCUGUUUGACUCCCCUUUCUCAUUCUUGUAUUAUAUAUUUAGAUUCAUUUUUCUUACACAGAUAUGCAUGUUGUUACCAUUGUCUCACUAUCUUAAAACUCCAGACUCUUAGGUAUGUACUUAUUGUUCCUGUACAAAGUAAUACUAAUAUAAAGAAGAGUUUUGGGAUUAUAGAUUAUGGUUAAACAGCAAGUAUCCAUCUUUUCAAAAUAUAGGGUGUCAUCCACCCUGUUUUUCUAUUGUAGUGCUUACUUCCAUCCCAGUCCUAUUAGUUUCAGUGGACUACAGUCCAAAGAAAGUGUUUGCCAAACUAGUUCCACAAAUGAGCAAUUAAAUGUUUCUGCAAUGUUUGGUACUAUGCAGCUUCUUCAUGUAGUGGAAAAAAAUUUCCUGGGAAAUAAGGAAUGGUCCAAUUGUGGUCAGGAAAAAUAUAUAUAUAUAUAUUAGUAAUUUAUAUAGGUAUCAACAAUUAGGCGAAUCAAGCUUCGAGCUUGCUAUUGUUUCAAAGGAAGCUUACAAAAUUUUUCCUCUUUUUCAAUACAGUGUCAUAAAUUAGAUGUUAAAUGCUAAAAUACUUAAUGUGAAACAUCUGUUUCUAUAGCUCAUUUCAAUUCCUAACUCUGUAUACUGCAGAGAAUGAACCCAGGUUAAUGGCUGUUUGUGUUUAUUCUAGUAAGAUGUGCCUUAAGCUUACAGUGUUUAUUCUGUAUUUAAUAUUUCAGGGUUUUAAACACUAAUCACACACUGAAUGACUUGAUAUUGCAAAUUUAAAAGGCCUUAAUUUUGUUAAUAUUUCCCCAGAAAAGUUUUUUCAGAGUGGUCUAAAGAAAUAGUUUUCUAUGCAAAUAUUCUGAUGUUUGUGCACAUCUGUGUUUAAAACUGUUUUAUAGUUAAUAACCAUGCAAAUACCAAAAUAUUUUUGAGAAUGCUAAGGCCUUUUAUGUAAUUUCUUAAAUAUGUAUUUCUUUAAAAAUCAAAUUUGUAAUAAAACUAUUUGUGUAAAUUUUUUUA
This is a messenger RNA of Pelodiscus sinensis (Chinese soft-shelled turtle), 6293 nucleotides long. The record is from RefSeq and is a predicted model, not a curated record. NCBI's taxonomy places the organism in Eukaryota, Metazoa, Chordata, Testudines, Trionychidae.